UCGAGUCUGCAGUCUAUUUCCUUUGCUGAACUUCACUUCAAAGCAGAUACAUGACUCAACUCCGCAACACUGCAUCUAUAGGUGCAGCUCAAUGGAAAAUGUAUCUUAUCAAGGUCUUCUGUGUGAUAUAUUUCACUGCUGUUUGUGCAGCUCAGGAUCCUGAAGAUGCCACUGAAGUGUACAGAAGCAGCUUUCCAACCACUGUUGUGCCAGAAAUGACGGAGGCAACAACUGUUUAUAAGCCUGCCAUACCAUCUCUGCAGCAACAGUCAGCCUGGUUGGAAGUGUUUCCCUCUGAGAAAGUGGAGCUCAGCUGUGUCAGUGGCAGCUCUGACCUGAUCAUCACCUGGUACAAAAAUCAAGAACUACUAAAAGAUGCAAAUCCAAACGUGUCUAUAUCUGCUGACGGAUCAGUCCUCACAAUCACUGCGGCAACACAAAUGGCAGGAAAUUACAUCUGUAAAGUUCAUCACAAAACAAAGGGCGGUACCACUUCAAGUAGCAACUCACUUGAAGUUAAAGUUCAUGCAAACAACCCCAAGCUGACUAUGGCGCAAAAACCAGACUUUGACAAGAUGUACCCCGGAGAGUCUGUCACCUUCACAUGCAGGGUCGAGGAGGCCUCUGGAUGGGAAUAUCUGUGGUCCCAUAAUGGCAGUGUAAUUCAAGCACAAAAUACUCCUACUUAUGUAAUAAAUUCUAUAGAUCAUUCUAACAAUGGACAGUACCACUGCAAAGCCAAGAGAGGCAAAGACCCAUUCUACACAGAGGAGGGUAAAAAAUCUCUGCAGGUCUCUGACCCGCCUACACCUUCUCUGACGCUGGAGAGUACCUGGUGGGAUGUGUUCGAAGAUGAGCUAGUGUUGUUAAGGUGUGAGGUUGGCGACACAACCUGGAAGUACACCUUUUACAAAAAUGAACAGCAGCUCUCGCAUGACUCACUGAGAGAGCAGGACUCGGAUGAAGAUGGAUUAUUUCUCAAUAUCACUUCAGUCACUCAGACUGAUAAAGGAGAGUAUGCCUGCAAAGCUCACCAUAAUUCCAGGAAAGCCAGCUCUGGAUUCAGCAACAGAAUUAAUGUCAUGGUUUAUGAAAACACACCAGAACCAACAGUGAGCAAGGACCCUGAUUUUAACCCAAUGUAUGUUGGAGAAAAAGUGAACUUCACCUGCAAUGUUGGCGUGUCCUCUGGCUGGAGCUAUUGGUGGUACAAAGAUGGAAAUGACCUCUCACUACCUACCACCAACAAAACCAUCAGCAUUCAUCUUAGUCUUUCUGAUGGGGGGAAAUACUCGUGCCAGGCUACCAGGAGUGGAAAAACAUCAACAAACCACAGUGCUGAAAUAUCACAGGAGGUUCAUGAAAUUCCUGUUCCAUCUUUGAAGAACAUGACCCAGUGGUUGGAUGUGUUCCCCACUGAGAGUGUGAAGUUGAGCUGUAGGAUGGCUGAAGGCACUGGCUGGAGACAUACAUGGUACAAAGACGGACAGAAGGUCCAGGCUGAUAAUAUUGUGUCUUUUGACUCGGAUGGAGCAACUCUUUCCAUCAGCUCUGCUUCAGAUAAACAUGCAGGAAAAUAUACCUGUAUGGGACACCUCCAGGACAGGUUUGUCCGCAGCAGCCCAAGUUCUGAACUUACUCUCACUGUGUAUGAUAAGAAACCAAGUGUCACACUGACACAGGAUCCAGAGUACAAGGUGAUGUUCCCUGAGGAAUCAGUCUCCUUCAGCUGUCACAUCAAUGUCUCCACUGGAUGGGAGUACCUGUGGUAUAAAGAUGCCACUGAACUUGUAUCUGAAAAAAAAUAUUCAAUCAACUCUGUUAAGACAUUAAAUGGAGGAUCAUAUACAUGCAAAGCAAAAAGAGGCAGGAAUCAAGUCUUCAUCAGUGAUUCUAGUCAGGAAAUACACCUUAAAGUCGAAACACAAAAGCCGAAGACCUUGAUGACUCGAAAUCCAGAUGUUAACAAGGUGUAUGCUGGAGAGUUAGUGUCCUUCAAAUGUAAAGUUCCAGGCUCGUCUGGUUGGGAGUAUCAGUUGGUCAAAAAUGGAGCAGAACUUUCUUACAACAGUGGCUUUGAAAUCCAUAAUGCUGGUUCAUCAGAUAGUGGGACUUAUGAGUGCAAGGCCAAAAGAGACAAAUCAACGUACUAUGCCGAGCAUAGUGGUACAUGGAACUUACAAAUAGUUGAAAUUCCUGUUCCAUCUUUGACGAUCACGACCCAGUGGUUGGAUGUGUUCCCUUCUGAAAGUGUGAAGUUCAGCUGUAGGAUGGAUGGCAGCUCUGACUGGUCGUAUAUAUGGUACAAAGACGGACAGAAGGUCCAGGCUGAUAAUAUUGUGUCUUUUGACUCGGAUCAAACAACUCUUUCCAUCAGUUCUGCUUCUGCCUCACACCGUGGACAAUACACCUGCUCAGCGAAGCUCAAGCUCAAGAACCGGUCUGUCUUCAGCACCAACAGUUCUGGACUAACACUCAGGGUUUAUGAUACCAAACCCAGAGUCACACUGAUGCAGCAUCCCGAGCACGAUGUGAUGCACACUGAAGAUUCAGUCUCCUUCAGCUGUCACGUUAAUGUCUCUUCUGGAUGGGAGUACCUGUGGUACAAAGAUGGGACUCCACUCGCCGAAUCCGAAAACAGUCAUAACAUCAGUUCUGUCGUGAGGGCAAACACGGGAUCAUAUUCAUGCCAAGUUAAAAGAGGAACAAAUGAAGUCUUCCAGUCAGACCAGAGUCAGGCUGUCAGGCUCAAUGUCAAUGAGCGCCCACAGGCUCACAUAAUCCUGUUAACUGGCUGGUCAGAGGUCUUUGCAACUGACAGCUUGGUGCUCAAAUGUGAGGUGCGGGAAAGCACGGACAUGUGGAACUACACAUGGUUCAAGGAGGGAAAACAAAUCGAUCUGCUUGAUCUGCCUGAGAAGCACACAGUCACACCCCAGAACGACCCUAACCAGAGCCUGUACACCUGCUAUGGCGUCCGCAAUGGGAGACCAUCUUAUUCAAAACACAGUGAUUUUUUCAAGACCAAGAGCCUUCUUUUGAAGAGGAGACUGCUUCUUGCCAUCUCUGGCUUACUCUUCUUUGGCCUCAUUGCUGUCUUCCUCGGAUGCAUUGUCCUCAGAGUCCUCCGUAAACCAGCUGAUGAUGAUGACAAGCCAGAAGAGGAAAACCUUUUUCUCACGAUGGCUCAGAUGAAGGACCGUACUGAUGCACCUUGUCCGUUGGUUGAGUACAUCACCGAUGCAUCACUGAAUGCACCAUCUAAAGAAGUGGAUGAGAAUGGCACAAGUUGCAGUGAAACAACACCACUACCCAUCACCACACAGGAGGACAAAGCUGUGACGACUGAGGGCACAGAAGAAAACAACGGAGGGUUAGUUUCCUUCAAACAAUGAGUCACUGAGGAUGUUUCCAUGUCAGUUUAGUAGUUAAUCAUUUACAGGCUGAAGGUCUAUAGACUUUCUACAGGCUUUAAUGGUCAUUUUUGAGUGUAUGGAAGCUGGAGAGACAGUUUAGCUAUUGUACGAUGCUUAUUACUUGCAAAAAAUUAAAGAGACACAAAGUGGAGGCCAAACUCUGAAUGGUGGCCAUCAUUGGACAUCUCAGGAUCAGCUUGUCUGGCUCAGCUCUACAUAGUCAGACUUUCAACCUGAGUUUUGCUUUCACCUGAAUGUUAACGUUCUGAGGUUCACUAUGUUAGUAUUAGUCUUAAAAUACACCUGAGGAUCAUUGGGGAUGUUUUAAGUGAUGAGUUUUAAAGGUCAUUCAAGAGACGUUUUGACUUGUAGCAGCGCUAGAUAAAAGUUGAGUAAAUUUAGUAGGAUCCAUCCUCUCGGGACAGUGUUGGCACCAAAGUUCAUCAAAUAAUUGACAAGGUAUUACACCCCAGCUCAAUGGACAGCCCAUCAUUGCAAUAUGACUGUGUAUAGAUUUGUUCUUUAUAUAUGACUUUACUUGGUUGCACAUUGCUGGUGGUAAUUGUACAUUUUUUUAAAAAUUGACAGCAUGUUAUUGAUGUGCUGACUGUCAAAGGUACUGUUAAACUAUGAAACAUUAUUUAUGUGAUAAACAUCAAUCAUAUACAUCGUUAGCUUUUUGUUAGCUUUCAGUUAUGGCAUGCACUGUACAUAAUGUUAUAUUCUGCAAGAUCAUUUAUCGGCUCUCCUUCAAAUAGUGUUUCAGUUCUUAGAACAAACACCAGAUGUCAGUAGAUAUAAGUUAGGCUCAUCCAAAUGUUAUUUAAUGUUUUAACAACAGUUACUGCUUUGUUCUUUGGAUACUGUACGAUAUAUUUAUGUAGAAAUUCAAGUAUCUUGUGACUCCCUAUGAAAUUAUCAAAAUAAAAAAUACAAAAUGUU
This is a messenger RNA of Seriola dumerili (greater amberjack), 4358 nucleotides long. RefSeq names its product titin-like. The transcript is spliced from 19 exons. The record is from RefSeq and is a predicted model, not a curated record. Gene Ontology annotation, molecular function: transmembrane signaling receptor activity. NCBI's taxonomy places the organism in Eukaryota, Metazoa, Chordata, Actinopteri, Carangiformes, Carangidae. Gene Ontology annotation, biological process: cell surface receptor signaling pathway. Bases 51 to 3395 code for a protein of 1114 amino acids.